AUGCCGGUUGCUGGAUGGCCAGUCAGGGAGGCGCUGGUCGAGGAGGGGGCUCUCCGGGGGCCUCUUUCCCUUCUUGCCACCCCGCCCUGGCCGACAGCAGCGGUGCCUGCGGCAGAGCCUGGCUCUGCAGCAGCCCCUUGCACUUGGCUCGCACUUCUGGGCGCUGUCCAUGGUUGCAGCAUCUUUCGGCGCGCCACGUCAGGAGGCCGCAGCGGGGCCCUGCGAUUGGCGGAGAAGCCCCUCGCCAUCCCAACGCCCCCGCCCCCGCCCCACCGCCAGCUCCGGCCCGGCAGGCGCGUGCCAGCCAGCGUGCGGGCCGCGCCCUGGGGCUCCCGGGCGGCACACCCACUUUCCUUAUUAGGGCAGAGCCCGGCGUCCAGAGCGUACGGCGGGGCGCGGGGGUGGGGCGGGGAGCCCUGGGACGCGACAGGCGAGGGCGCAGCCACAGCCUCAGCCGCCUCCGAGCGGCAGGAGGGAGCCGCCGGUCGCUGCGCCCAACCUGCUACUUUCCCGAGACUUGGCUCCUCUCCCCUGGGCGGAGAUCUUACUCGGCGCCCCUCGGGUACCCCUGCUCAAAUCUCUCGCAACGACAUGGAAGAAUUUUUGCAACGCGCCCAGUCUAAACUGAAUCGAAGCAAACGCCUGGAGAAGGUCCAUGUAGUUAUUGGACAUAAAUCCUGUGACUUGGAUUCUCUCAUAUCUGCCUUCACUUAUGCUUAUUUCUUAGACAAGAAUCGAAGCAAACGCCUGGAGAAGGUCCAUGUAGUUAUUGGACAUAAAUCCUGUGACUUGGAUUCUCUCAUAUCUGCCUUCACUUAUGCUUAUUUCUUAGACAAGGUCAGCCCCCCCGGGGUUCUCUGUUUGCCAGUGCUGAACAUACCAAGAACUGAAUUCAACUACUUCACUGAGACCAGGUUUAUUUUAGAAGAGCUAAAUAUCUCUGAAUCAUUCCACAUAUUCCGCGAUGAAAUUAAUCUGCAUCAGCUGAACGAUGAAGGGAAGUUAUCUAUAACACUUGUGGGCAGCAACGUGCUGGCAAGUGAGGACAAAACUUUAGAAUCAGCCAUUGUCAAAGUCAUUAAUCCAGUUGAGCAGAAUGAUGGCAGGCUUGAGUUCCAAGAAUCUUCCUCCUCCCUCGUGGUGAAGGAGAUUCUCCAGGAAGCUCCUGGGCUCAUCACCGAACAGCUGGCUCAUCUCCUCAGAGGUAGUAUCCUUUUCAAGAUGAUGACCAUGGAGUCCGAGAAGAUGUCAGAGAAGCAGGAGGAAAUUUUAUCUCUCCUGGAAGAAAAAUUUCCUAGCUUGCCUCCGAGAGAGGAAAUUAUCAACGUCCUGCGAGAUACCCAAUUCAAUGCUCAGGGUUUAAGUAUUGAACAGACAAUGCUGAAGGACCUAAAGGAACUGUCUGAUGGAGAAGUAAAAGUGGCCAUUAGUACUGUGAACAUGACCCUUGAGAACUGUGUGUUUCACAGAAAUAUCACCAGUGAUUUGAAAGCAUUUACAGACAAGUUCGGUUUUGAUGCCCUCAUCCUCUGUGCCAGCUACCUAUCAGAGGAGGAACAGCCGAGACGACAGAUCGCUGUGUACUCUGAGAACCUUGAGCUGUGCAGCCAGAUUUGCUGUGAAUUGGAAGAGUGCCACAACCCUUGCCUGGAGCUGGAGCCCUUCGAAUGCGGCUGUGAUGAGAUCCUGGUGUACCAACAGAAGAACCUGUUGGUGACGUGUGACCAGGUGGUUCGUCUUGUCAAGGAAGUAAUCAGUAGGAGGUGUCCAGAGAUGGUCUCCAGCAGCCGGACAUCCUCUACAGAGGCCGUGGCCGGCAGCGCCCCACUCUCCCAGGGAUCUUCUGGAAUUAUGGAAUUGUAUGGUUCUGAUGUAGAGCCACAGCCCAGUUCUGUGAAUUUCAUAGAAAACCCUCCAGAGCUCAGUGACUCUAACCAGGCCCAGGUGGAUGUCAGCAUAGACCUUGUUAGCCCAGAUAGCGGGCUGGCCACCAUUCGGAGCAGCCGUUCAUCCAAGGAGAGUUCAGUUUUCCUCAGUGAUGACAGUCCAGUGGGAGAAGGGGCUGGGCCUCACCACAGCCUCCUCCCAGGGGUGGACUCCUAUAGUCCCAUCCCCGAGGGGGCAGUAGCUGAGGAGCACGCAUGGUCUGGAGAGCGUGGUGAACACUUUGACCUCUUCAACUUUGACCCAGCUCCCAUGGCUUCUGGGCAGUCCCAGCCUUCCUUCCAUUCGGCUGACUACUCCCCAGCAGAUGACUUCUUUCCCAACAGCGAUUCAUCCGAAGGACAGCUCCCCACAGAGCCUAAAGGACUUGACGAGAUAGAGAUGGACGUGUCUAAUUAUUCAUCCAGUUCACUUUUGUCAGGGGCUGGCAAAGAUAACCUUGUGGAAUUUGAUGAGGAAUUUGUCCAGAGACAAGAGAGUCCCAGGGAUAACUCUGAAAGAAAUCUGAGCCUCACAGGUUUUGGGAGCGAUGAAUCUCCUUCACCGGAAAGGCUGAAAAAUAUCGGAAAGAGGGUCCCACCAACACCUAUGAAUAGCUUUGUAGAAAGCUCACCAUCCACUGAAGAGCCACCUCUACUCUAUCCAGAAGCUCUAACUCAAAAAGCAGUUGACGUGGGUCAUGCAGGGCCUCCUCAGCUCCGUGUGCGGUGCAGCAGCUGGUGGGGUGGUUUGGAAAUUGACUCGAAAAAUAUUGCAGAUGUGUGGAGUUCUAGCGAACAGGAAUCUGUCUUCCAGAGCCCUGAAUCGUGGAAAGACCAUAAGCCAAGCACAGUUGACAGGAGAGCCUCAGAUUCUAUAUUUCAACCAAAGAAUCUUGAAUUCCCCAAGUCAGAUCCCUGGGAGCCUGAAUUUGGUCAGCCUGAGCUGGACAGCAAUAACAGUGAAGACCAAAAGGAGGAAAAUCUGCAGUUUCAGAAUCUACCAGCUGAGAAAUCACAUUUGCCGAAUGCUUCUCCUCAGGGAACAAACCACCUGAUAGAAGACUUCUCCGCUUUGUGGCGUUCUGAUCGCUCCCCCACAGCCAUGCCUGAGCCAUGGGGAAACCCCCCAGACGCUGGCGACCCAGCUGCUGCAGUGGCAUUCCCAGCCUGGAGUGCAUUUGGCAAAGAAGAUGAUGCCGAAGCUUUGAAAAAUACCUGGAAUGUGCACCCAACGAGCAGUGAGACACCUUCACUGAGGGACGCGAGUGAGUGGGCCAUAGCAAGAGGUGGGUUUUCUUUUCCUUCAGAAGACAAUUUGCCAAGCGAGGCAAACAAUGAAGGCGCUCCAGAAAUCUGGGGCAAGAACAUGCGUGACUCCAGGGACACACUCCUCAUCUCUGGAAAUCCCAGGUCCGAUCUGGGUCAAGCAUGGACUAGUCCUACACCAGCAAAGGAAGAUCAUCAGGGUUUAGUGGAUCUAAGAAGUAGGGGGAAGGUGUAUGAAAAAGUAGAUUCCUGGGACCUUUUUGAGGAGAGUAUCAAGAAAGGAGGAUCAGACAUCUUAGCACCUUGGGAAGAUUCCUUCUUAUCGUAUAAAUGCUCUGACUACAGUGCAUCCAACCUGGGGGAGGAUUCAGUGCCUUCUCCCCUAGACACCAACUACUCCACUUCUGACUCUUAUACUUCACCAACAUUUGCUGGAGAUGAAAAAGAAACGGAAAACAAGCCACUUGCUAAAGAGGAAGGUUUUGAAUCAAAAGACGCUAACUCUGUCACAGGGGAAACUGAAAUGCCUCCUCAAUCACCGCAGCAGUCACCCAGGAAUCGAAUUAGCUCGGGUCCUGGGAACCUGGAAAUGUGGGCUUCACCUCAUGUAGAUACUAGCUGUGAAAUAAAUGCCACUCACAGCCCAGAUCAAGAUUUAUGCAAGACGGAGCCCGCGGAGACUGGGAACAUGUCCACGGAGGAUGACCUUGGGGAGAGCAGCCAGUCCAGUUAUGACGACCCCAGCAUGAUGCAGCUGUACAAUGAAACAAACCGCCAGCUCACACUCUUGCACAGCAGCACCAACUCCCGGCAGGUGGCCCCUGACAAUCUUGACUUGUGGAACAGAGUGAUUCUAGAGGACACUCAGUCCACUGCCACCAUCUCGGACAUGGAUAAUGAUUUAGACUGGGAUGACUGCAGUGCAGGUGUGGCGAUCCCUGGGGAAGGGCCAGCACAAGGAUACAUGGCUGAAGGUGCCGAACCCGAAACCCGAUUCUCAGUGAGACAGCUAGAACCAUGGGGCAUGGAGUACCAGGAAGUAAAUCAGGGCGACUGGGACCUCCCAGCCUCCUCUGAGCCCAGCAAGGACACUGCUCCCAAUGACUAUCACAUACUGAAUGAGAAGAGUGGACAGCUAAUUGCAAAUAAUAUUUGGGAUUCCGUCAUGAGAGAUAACAACAUGUCCUCAUUGAUGUUACCAAGCUCAGCAUACGUUACAGAUUCAGAACAAAGCAAAUCGCCUCCUGAAACUCUCAGCUCAGCAGAAAAAAGUAAGAACAUUCACAUCCCAGAUGUGCUGGAAGCUUCUGAAGACAGAGAGUCGGGAGCACUUGAUCCUGACAAUCAGGACACAUGCAGAGGAGCCCUGCCAGGUGAUACAAUGUCCUUGGUGGCCAGGCUUGAGAAUCCAGGCCAGCUGGCAUGCUCAGAUCCGUGGAACGAUCCUAGCUAUGGACAGAGUGACAGUGAGAGGGAAGCCCACAGAGCUGCUGAUCAGGAGCACCUCAGUGAAGAGGAAGAGAUGGAUAGAGCCUCGGGAAUUUCUGGAAAAAAGAUGGAUAGAGCCUCGGGAAUUUCUGGAAAAAGUCAGGAAUGCUCUUCCCCAGUUGCAUCUGAACAUCAAGAAAUCUGUGAUGAGCCAGGCAAAAUCAGCUCUUUUUCAAUCACUUCCAGUCCUCACACUGAGGAACCCCAGAAGGUUUUAGAAUAUGACAAGGGGUCUUACAAUCCAGACCUCUGUGAUGUACAAACAGAGGUUUCUGCAAGUCACCUGCAGGCAAAAGAGACCUUUGAAAAGACCCUCAUGAGUCACAGAAAUUCAGAUGAAACUAUUGAGAUUUCAGGUGGGCUGCAGUUAACAAAAACAGUAUCUUUACCUGAAAUAGAUGUUGAGAAAACUGAAAAAGGUAGCAUUCCAGAGCCAGACAGAGUGAACCAAGAACCACUUCAUGAAUGCCCCCAAAGCCUUGAAGUUUGGGAUGGCCCUGGAGACAGUGGUCUGCAGGUCAGCUGUACAGGUUCUGAGAGAACUAAGAACCUGGAAGUUAGAAGUACUGACAAUAGCCCCCCGAGGGCCAGUUCAGGAAAUCAUGACAAAGAGAGUACUUCAAGUGAGUAUUCACAUUCAAGUGCAUCAAGUCCUGACCUAAAUGAUUCUUCAGCUGCAUUACUUUCCUGGGACCAUGGACCCAAUACUGGGCAUCAGAAGGAGAAUCAAGGUGGUUGGAAUGAACAGAAGCACCAAGAAUCUGAACUAAUUACUGCUGAUGGCCAACUAGAAGUAAUUACGGAAAUGAAGGGCCUGGAGAAAAACAGAAUGGACAGACUGGAAAAGAGCUUAGAUCACAAGGUUCCUAAAUUUUUAGAGAUUUGGAAUGACUCAGCAGAUGGAGAUUCCCUUUCCUCUUUAUCCAGCCCUGAAACAGGCAAAUAUUCUGAACACUCAGGUGCAUAUCAGGAAGGCAAUCUAGUGGUUAGCCAUCAGGAGAUAAAUGAACAUGACAUUCCAGAAACUGUGCAGCCAGAGGGUGCCAAGUUCAUUUCAGCAAGCUCAGGUUCUGAUGAAGAUAGUGCAGAUGAUGGCGAGUCAGUGGAGAAAGAGAUCCUUUUGGUCACUUCCCAAGUUGCUCAGCAUGAACCCCGAGUUUGGGAUUCAUUGGCUGAAUCUAAUAAGUUCUUGGUCACAGCUGAUCCCAAGUCUGAGGCAUUUUCUGCCUUUGUAGGCAGUUCAGAACCAGCAGAGAAUGAAAAUAAGUCAAACCUACUCUGUGACAAUCAACAAAGCAGCCCUAAUCACUGGAAUUUCUCAGCACUAAAGGAGACUGAAAUACAAAUUACAGCAGUGGACAAGGAGACGAGAUCUUCUCCGGAAACAGGGGAGACAGGAGACAUCAUAUGGCAAGUAUCUCCCAAAACUGAACCAAACAAUGAAGAUUAUUCUAAAUUGGAAAUGCUUGGCUUCUCAGCUGAGAGUACCGAGUGGUGGAAUGCCUCUCUAAAGGAAGGGCAACCAAUUGAAAGUACAUUUGAAGGGCAAUCAUCUAACUCAAGUGGUGUGUUAGAGACGAAUUCUUCAGAAUACCAGAAUGUGGGUCCCUGGGGAGUACCCAUUCAGGACGACACUGAACCCAUGGAAAUGCACUGCACUGAUCCUUUCGGUGAUAAACAGCAGUCACUCUUUCUGGAUGGUAUGGGGGAGAACUCCCACGAGCAACUUUGGAACAUUCAACCAAGGCAGCCUGACCCAGAAGCUGAUCAGCUUAGCCAACUCGUGAUAUUGGGCCAACUUAAAGAGAAGGAUUCCAGAGAACAAACCUUCUUGUCUUCUGCUGGUGAUGAACUCACUUCUGAAACACCUACCCAAGAGCAGUGUCAGAAUACAGUGCUGUCUAUCUGGAAUCAGCCAGACCCAACAUUUACUCACACAGAUGACAAUGGAUGUGUUAUAUCUAAUGUUUCAACUAUUGAGUGUGAAGAAACAAAUUGGUGGAAAGAAGAAAAAUCAUACCCCAGGGAAAUGACAAAUUCAAGCAUUGCCUCAGAAGAAUUCCAUGCUGUCAGUUCUUCCACCCAGUUGCUAAAGAAAUCUCUCCCUAGUGAGGGCCCCCAAGGCGAGUUUGUGCCAGAUAUUUUACAUGGCAACUUCCAAGAGAGUGGGCAACUGGCCUCAGCUUCACCUGACUUGUGGAUGGAUGCUAAGCAGCCCUUCAGUUUGAAAGCAGAUGGUGAGAAUCCUGAUAUACUGACUCACUGUGACCAUGACAGCAGUUCUCAGGCUUCCAACAGCCCUGAUAUAUGCCAUGAUUACGAAGCAAAGCUAGAGACCGAGCAGCACAUUGGGGCUGAGACAGGACCUGAAGGGGAAGCCAGGGAGUUAUAUCUCACCAAGCCAAAGAUGGAUGAAGAACCCAGUCAGGAACCUCGGCAGGAAUUGGUCUCAUACAAUUCAGAACUAUGUUCUGAAAACGCAACUCCGCUGCCUCCAGUCAGUGAUCAGGCAAACAAAAAUGACUCAUCUCAGCCUGCCUCUCACAAAGGUUCUCCUGAACCUUCUGAAAUAAAUGCUGAAAACACUACAGGUUUACAAGCAUCAGAAAAAGGAUCCAACCCAGAUGUAGCGCCAUCUUUGGAACCUGUUGACAGAACAGUCUCCAUGGCUGAAGACAUGGGAACCAGUAUUUUUAUAACUCACCAAAAGCCAACUGUGAAUGGCAACAGCUCCUGGAUAUCGGAGGGCUUGUCCCCCGAAAGUCAGACAGAUGCAGGGGCCAUGUUGGACCAUGAGCCACCUUUUGCUGCUGAGAGUCCCAGUGCACUUCCUCACAUGUUGUUUGCCUCAGACACUUGUCUGGAUGUAAGCGAAGCUGCCUUUGACCACAGUUUCAGUGAUGCCUCAGGUCUCAACACAUCCACAGGAACAAUAGAUGACAUGAGCAAACUGACAUUAUCAGAAGGCAAUCCCGAAACUCCAGUUGAUGGAGAUGCAGGAAAGCAAGAUAUCUGUUCAUCUGAAGCCUCAUGGGGUGAUUUUGAAUAUGACGUCAUGGGCCAAAAUAUGGAUGACGAUUUAAUGAGAGAGCCUGAACACUUUCACUAUGGUGGCGACCCUCCGUGGGAAGAAGAUGCCCUGAAGCAAUCGCUGGCACCUUACACACCUCCCUUUGAUUUGUCCUGUCUCACGGAAACUACUCUUGGUGUCAAAACAACAGAGGACGGUGGCGCUCCAGAGGAUGAGUCUUUGGGAAGUGAAACAGGAGAGAUCUUGCUUUCUGCCCUUCCUGACAGAAGAAGCAAGAAAAACCAUGCUGAGACCAAGAACAGACAGCCUGGAGACCAGCUGGUUGUGCUGCAUAUUCACGAAGACCCUGAACCAAUGGUUUUGCCGAGAGAAACUGACUCCAAUAUCGAACUGUCUCCUUCAAACAUUGACUGGGAAGUAGAAACAGGUCAUUUGGAUUCACCAGCAGGUGGAGACAUCGGACCACUAAAUGGUGCCAGCGACGAGGGAAUAUUAGAGUCGGAAGAAGAAAAAAUAAUUUCUAUUAAAGAGCCUGAGCAGAUAGAACCAGAAUUUGGGGAAGAAAGAUUCACAGAAAAGAAUGAAGAUCAUCACACCCUACACAUAGAUUACAUACUUGUAAACCAUGAAGAAAAUGCAACCCCUAAGCCAGAGGCAUGUGAAGCAAGAAAAAACAAAUCUGAAUUAGAAGAGUUUCACGUAGGUUCUGAAGAAACAGGGCUGCCAGGAACUCAGUUAGCAAGCUUUCCAGACACGUGCCAGCCUGCCUCUUUAAAUGAAAGAAAAGAUCAUUCUGCAGAGAGAAUGUCUUGCAAAGAUGCUAAGAGAUCAUCCCUCGAAAGUCCUAGGCAAGACCAGACUUGGAUGGUCUUGGGCCAGAGUGAAGUCUGUGAUCCAUCAGCAGAAGCUAGGGACUCAGGGCCUGGGUGGCUCGGCAACGCUGUGGAGCCAGCCACUGAUGCUGGCUUUGGCAAAGGUCCCCAAAUGCAGGUUUCGGGAGAAAUGAAACCUCUAGAAUCUGUAGCUCUAGAGGAAGCCUCUGGUCUGAGCAACCAAUCACAGAAGAGCAAGAGCAGAGGCAGGGCUGGCCCAGAUGCUGUUAUGUUGCAGCCCAUCACCCAUGACAAUGAAUGGGAAAUGCUUUCACCACAGCCUUCUCAGAAAAACAUAAUCCCUGAAAUGGAAAUUGAAGAGGAGACAGAGUUUCUUGAGUCCAGAACAGGGAAACCAAGACCAAAUGGACCACCCUCAGAGGAUGUAGGAAUGGACAUCCCCUUUGAGGAGGGCAUGCUGAGUCCCAGUGCUGCAGACAUGAGGCCGGAACCUCCUAAUUCUCUGGAUCUUAAUGGCAGUCAUCCUCGGAGAAUCAAGCUCACAGCUCCAAAUAUCAAUCUUUCUCUGGACCAAAGUGAAGGAUCUGUUCUCUCUGACGAUAACCUGGACAGUCCAGAUGAAAUUGAUAUCAAUGUGGAUGAACUGGAUACCCCUGAUGAAGCAGAUUCUUUUGAAUACACUGGGCAUGAGGACCCCACAGCCAACAAAGAUUCUGGCCAAGAGUCAGAGUCGAUUCCAGAAUAUACGGCGGAAGAGGAGCGGGAGGACAACCGGUUGUGGAGAACGGUGGUGAUCGGAGAACAAGAGCAGCGGAUUGACAUGAAGGUCAUCGAACCCUACAGGAGAGUCAUUUCUCAUGGAGGAGAUUCAGGGUACUAUGGGGACGGCCUAAAUGCCAUCAUUGUGUUUGCCGCCUGUUUUCUGCCAGACAGCAGUCGGGCGGAUUACCACUAUGUCAUGGAAAAUCUUUUCCUAUAUGUAAUAAGUACUUUAGAGCUGAUGGUAGCUGAAGACUAUAUGAUUGUGUACUUGAAUGGCGCAACCCCAAGACGGAAGAUGCCGGGGCUUGGCUGGAUGAAGAAAUGCUAUCAGAUGAUUGAUAGACGGUUACGGAAGAAUUUGAAAUCAUUCAUCAUUGUCCAUCCAUCCUGGUUCAUCAGAACAAUCCUUGCAGUGACACGACCUUUUAUAAGUUCAAAAUUCAGCAGUAAGAUUAAAUAUGUCAGUAGCUUAUCAGAGCUCAGUGGGCUGAUCCCAAUGGAGUGCAUCCAUAUUCCAGAGAGCAUCAUCAAGUACGAUGAAGAGAGAUCUUAUAAGAGAAGUGUGAGACUGGAUGAAGAACUGAGGGAGGCAUCAGAAGCAGCUAAAACUAGCUGCCUUUACAAUGAUCCCGAAAUGUCUUCUAUGGAGAAGGAUAUUGACCAGAAGCUGAAAGAAAAGCCCUAGCUGGCCAUGGCUGGAAGAAGAGGGUGCUUUUCUGCUUCGUGGUUUUGUCGAAACAUAUCUACCUGGAAGAGAGAGGGCUGAUGGUACUUGUUUCCACUUUGCACUACCUGGUGCCAUUCUAGGUUUCUAAGGGGAAAAACUGUAAGGAGAUUUGUUGAUUCCUAACAUGCUUUAUGAAAUUGUGUUUAUUUCCUUGUUUUGCCGAUUAUGUGCCUCAAAGAUGUUAGCUGAACCUUCACAAGAGAGCAGGACCUUCCGUUUCAAUAUUCUUGUAACCCUUUGGUGCAGUGAUAUUUCAUCUCUUAAGACUGGUGUUGACCAAUAAGAUCACUUAGGUUCACUACUAAUAGGGGAUGGGUUUGUUUCCCUAGACUGACUGGAUUUCUCCUUGGUAAUCAUUGUAGGUUUCAAAUACGCAGGGCUCACCUCUCCCUAGGAUAGUUGUUCCCAGGUCACUCUACCUUUAAAAUCCUAAGCUUGCUUAACAUGGCCAUAACCCAGACCUGGUGUGAAGCCACCAUCAGCUGAGUGCCCAGCCGGUUCAUGUCUGCAUGAAUCGUCUCUAGCUUCUCCAAGGAAAGCCAGGCUUUCUAAUUCACAUCAUCUUAGUUUAGUGAUCAUGUUGCCUACAAAUUGGUCUUCAGGAGUGUCAUGUUUUCUCUGAGUUGGACUUUUUAGAAAUCAUCUUUUCUCCAGUGAAUGUCGAAAACGUCCACCUCAAAAAACUGAAGGACCCACAUCUGCAUUUUUGCUAGCUCUCUGGGCUUUAGGCCUUAAACUUAGUUCCAGAUGUUACACUUGAAGUGCCAAGGCCUUGAGUGUGAGGUGGCCCACUCAGAAAUUUGUUAUUUGGUAACAUUCUGUUAUCUGAAUCUCUCUCACAUGCAUUAUGAAAAGUAAUCUGCUUUAAAACACUGUAAUAUGAUCACAGGUUUAAAAUUAAAUAUGAGUAUCUACUAUCCUUUGCAAAAUAUUCUUUGAUAGUCUUCACAUGCUGUCUAAAAUACCAGGGUGAUGUCAAAUCUAUAGACCUCUAGAAGAGGUUGCCUAAAACAGCCAAUUUCAGAACACCACCUAUUUUUGCAUGGUCUUCUAGUUAAAAAUAGUUUUCACAUGUUGUGUUGGAAAAAGAAUAUUGCAUGACACAUGAAAAUCAUUCAAAUUUCAGUAUCCAUAUAUCAAGUUCUAUUGAAACACAGCCACACAGAUUGGUUUAAGAACACUGUCAUUACUUUAGCACUACAACAGCAGAGUUAUAGCUGCAGCUGACCAUGUGGCUUAUAAAGCCUAAAAUAUUUACUUACUUUAUAGAAAAAGUUUGCCACACCCUUUUCCAGCACAUCAUCCUUCCCCUUCCCUCAUUUGUAUUUAGUAUUAGUUUCUCUAACAGAAUGCACAGGUAAGGCAUGCACACUAAUUUAUGCUUAAAAAAAUAUUCUGACAUUCACAGUCAGUACAAUAAAUGGCCUGCUGAAAAAAAGACAGGAUCAUAGCUACAGAAGCUACGAAAGCAUGACUCAAAGUGAAGCCUGCUUAGAAGGCUGUCGGAUGUUUACAGGAGUGGCUGAGGUCCUGGCCUUACUCUUACAUUCUUAAUCUCCAGAAUCACCUUACUAAUAAGCUAGCAAAAAUAAAAAGUGGAGAACAGGGCUCUGCCAUAGUCUUGGGGUGGCAGCUACACCGGGAGAGCUGUGCAGAGCACUUUGAGCCCUGAGUAUCGUGAGCUUUGAACACUGCAGUAGACAGCUUUGCACAGGUGACGAAAUUUCACUGACUUUAUAUGCUUCAUGUCUGUCUCCCACCCACCUUCCCGAUGUGCUCUCGUAUACACAGGUCAGUUCUCUUCCCUCCAAAGCCAUAGCUAUCUACAUUUCCCUUAUCUUCCCUUUCCACUGACUAUCUUACUGAACUGUGUUCUUUUUGGGUCUCCUCCCUCAUAAAACAUCCAGCUUGUCUGAGAGAAAAACCCUGAGCAUACCCUCUCUCAGCCCAGUGCUGUCUUUGGAAGCCCAAACUAUGCAGUUGAUGUAAGUCCAGUGACCCAGUAUUCCGGUUUGUUCACCAGUUUGCCACUGUUGCCCUGGUGUAAUUAACAAUGCCCCUUUUCACUCAGCCGUGUCGCGUUCUGGAAGCGGAAUUACACGGUUCCCCUAGCCACAGGAUGUAAGGAGGAAUGUGGUGUUCGGUAGAGUGGUGCAAGCCUGAGGACAGAGCAGUUGAUCGAGGGCUCUCAUUAUAUUCAAACAGACACUGCAGCAAUCUGACCAUUCAUAUUUUCUUUGAACUUGUGCAGCCUGUUCAUGGAAGAACACUCAGGUGGUAUUCUUUUUGAAGCUUCAUCUUCCUAUAUGGAAAUUGCGAGCACCUUUCCCAUCCAGUAGCUUUGUUUGGGCUGCUCUGUCGGCUGCACAGCCAUUCUAAUACUUAGGCAUCUACUAUGUUAUUAUCUUUAGAAGACAAAUUAAUUGCAUGUGCUAGAGCAAAGCCACCGUGUAAAUUCGAUCCAAGUAACUAGAAUUCUAGAAGCAUCCUGAAAAAACAAUCCCUAAGCAGAUAAGUAGAGAUGUAAACAUGCACAUCAUUAGCUAUCUAGCUCUUGCAUUCUGAGCAUUCUUGCUGUAGUUCUGACUUCUGGAAACUGUUUUUGCACUUUUCCUGUGGAUCUGUAGUUAAGGGAACCAAAGGGUCACUGGGGAAAAAGUCUUGUUUCCCUAAAAUGGCAACUGCUCUCCACUUAGGUCCUUAAUUAAGAGAAAGAAAAUCUGCACAGCAGAUACUGUCAAGGAGUGAGAAAGUUUGUUUGAGGGCAAUAGCUGGAUGUGGAAGAAAAUGUCAAGUUCAUGUUGAAGCCAUACAAUGUUCUAUGGGGUUAUCUUUUAAGACAUAUUCUGACAUGUGUGAAGAAGUCACUACUCCAGGCCUUUGUGUUACCAUUUAAAGGAUUCAGCUCUGGUCCUGUGUUUGCUACUCAUACAGUCACAACGCCUCAGUAGUUUGCCCCCUUAGAAAUAUUUAGAUGUGCACAAAUUAAUCUUUUAUAUAUUGAAAGGUUUUUUUACCUGGUGUUAGAUUGCUCAGAAUAAACUAUCUAUUAGAUUUUGUUUUGGUAAAUCUCCCUAAAUAAUGUGGAUUAAUAAUAUAAAAAAUAUGUAAUGCCACCUAUAGCCUCUCUGUAUGGUUCAGAAAUAAAAAUUGAUUCCACAAGUUUUGGGCUUUAUGUCUUUGACCCAGCAAGACUCUGUGUAGUGUCACUUAUUCAGAAGUUUUGUGUGGGUGUUGGCACCUGGUAGGUGAGGACAGGAUACAUUUUGGCUUUCUUGCCACCCAAGUUUUAUUCCCUUUCCAGUUCUGCCUUCCACACCUGAAUGAUCUAAGCUUUCCACAUGUGUUGUUUACUCACUGGGUAACAAGUUCUCUCAGUGGUAGUGUCUCCAUGUUUCAUGGUUACCUGACUUUGUCAACCUCUCUUUUCUCUGUCUCUUGCCUUUUCAUGGCAUAUACGUUUAUUCUUAAAUUAAAAUAUGUUAAAUUGUUCAUACA
This is a messenger RNA of Manis javanica (Malayan pangolin), 13530 nucleotides long. NCBI's taxonomy places the organism in Eukaryota, Metazoa, Chordata, Mammalia, Pholidota, Manidae. The record is from RefSeq and is a predicted model, not a curated record.